Molecule: messenger RNA, 1274 nt
Organism: Globicephala melas (long-finned pilot whale)
Lineage: Eukaryota; Metazoa; Chordata; Mammalia; Artiodactyla; Delphinidae
Source: RefSeq, a predicted model, not a curated record
GACUGUUUGUAUUUCUGUCUUACUCUCACGAUGGUGGAUUGCAUGUUCAUAUUGACUCGAAUUUUCUUCAUUUCCUGCUGUGUUCUGACUGUACAUUGUGCACAACCCAAUUGUACAUCUGUGACUGACUUUGAUGAUUGUCCAGGGAAUAUAAUACAUUUCUGUCCAGAGAAUAUUGUUUGUGCAUGCAAAGAUGGAGAGCCUUUUUGCAAAUGUCCAAAUUUCAGAGGCCGGUGGGGAAAUUAUUGGUACAUGGGGACCAAAUGUGACCAGCUCUGGAAUACUCUGGACCUGAUUUUAGUAGCAGCAUUGCCUGGAAUAGGACUGGCUAUACUAGUUGGUGUAACAAUCCAGACUAUCCACUACUGUAAAAAGAAGUCAAGGAAUACAAAUGAUCACCGAGAACAGAGGAGUUUAUCAGGACUCCAACCUCGGCAUAAUUCUGCACAUGCUUUUGAUACUGCUAUGAGACCUUCUCAACCUGAUCAAGGCCAGAAUCCCUGGAGUUCAUCCCUUCAGAGCAUCCUUCCUAGAAGUCCUGUAUCUCCACCACAACAGUUCUCUGGAAGAAAUUACAACAUUAUGACUCAUGAGCCCAAAGAGGACAAUCCUUACAUCCAUCCAUCUUUUAUUUGGAAUGGCUCUCUGGGAACAGCUAGACCUGAAGCAAAUUAUGGGGACAAGUAUUCUUCAGCCAUGCAUAUGAAGCCACUUUUCAGUUUGGCCACACCAGGAGUUCCAAAGUCAAGCUACACUCAAAGAGAGAGACAACAAAUUGGAUACCCAAUUUCUGAAGAGCCAGAAAUCCCUUAUAAGAUAGGACAUGUGCAGACAAAACCCAACUAUUAAACGUUUCCGGCAGAAAAAAAUCUGUAUAUAUAUAUAAUUUAUAUAUAUUAUAUAUACAAUAUAAUUUGAUCAUUUUCAAAGCAUACUUGGAAUAUUUUUAGAGAACUAUGAGUAUGAGUUACCUAUGCUAUAAAUUAUACUUUACCUUUCUUUCUGUAUUAAUGCCAUCAAUUGUUAUCUCUUUAUAUGUUUAACUUUUCCUUCCCCCAACCCUUCCUUCUAUGACCACAGAGCGAAACUUUCACUUCCAAUAUCCAACUUCUUUAACCAGCAGGAAUGGCAAAUACUUGUUAUCUCCAAAAUUCAGCAUAACACUUGCUUACUGAUUUAUGACAUGUAUCUUUAUGAAGUACUCAGUGAAAUGCAUAGAAGGUUGGUUGCAAAUUGCUUAUAGAGCAUAUUGAAUACUUUUUAGUUACUGGAUA